This is a messenger RNA of Alosa alosa (allis shad), 2409 nucleotides long. RefSeq names its product SHQ1, H/ACA ribonucleoprotein assembly factor (gene shq1). The transcript is spliced from 12 exons. The record is from RefSeq and is a predicted model, not a curated record. Lineage: Eukaryota; Metazoa; Chordata; Actinopteri; Clupeiformes; Clupeidae. Bases 160 to 2205 code for a protein of 681 amino acids. Gene Ontology annotation, biological process: box H/ACA snoRNP assembly. Gene Ontology annotation, cellular component: cytoplasm; nucleoplasm.
UGUACACAGCAGAGAGAGCUGGAACCACGUUGAAAAUGUUUUGCUGAUUUCUGUAACUAUUUUCGGAAGUUUGACAGUGAAAUGACAGAAUUGGUCAUGGUGAUUUCGACAGUACAAUUUCUAAUCAACAUUGUCAUAUAGAGUUGAUCCAACAUCAUCAUGCUGACCCCAGCGUUUGAGCUGAGUCAGGACUCGGACUUCCUUACCCUAAUGAUACGUGUGCCCUACACCAGGACCUCAGAGUUUGACCUGUGCAUUGAUGGGGAGGACUUCAAGUUCUAUGCCAAGCCGUACUUUCUUCGGUUGACCUUACCUGGCAGAAUUGUAGAGGAUGGAAGAGAGAAAGCAUCAUUCAAUAUUGAUAAAGGUGCCUUCACACUGCGUGUGCCCAAAGAGACGCCGGGCCAGCACUUUGAGGGACUGCAGAUGCUGACGAGCCUCCUGGCACCCAAGGGCACCCGCUCUGCCAAGCCCCUGGUGGAGGAUAUGGAACCCUGUGUGGGGAGUGCAGGCGCUGGGCUGGAGGUGGAGGAGGAAGAGGAGGACGAGGAGGACGAGGAAGAGUUUGAUUGGCAGGUGGAGCAGGCAGUGUACACCGAGUGCUCUGAGGAGGAACUGAACCAGCUGCAGAAGUACGGCUUUGGCAACCUCAGGUGUGGGGUCUUCACCAGACUGCAGGAGGAGCUGAGCGAUGUCGUUGAUGUGAAAGACCCCGACAGAACGACACCAGCGGCAAGGAGAAGUGGCCGACAAGCCGCCGAGCACAACAAGUUUGACCCGGACCAUUAUCUGGCUGACCUGUUCGAGGACGAGGCGAUCCAGAGUGUGCUGAGGUUUGGGCCUUGGUGGGGAGAAGCAGGCUCGGAGCAGUCCCCACACAGCCCUGCACCCAUAGAGUUCUCUGACGAGGACAAGGAGCAGAUGAGGAAGUUCACCAACCGCUCGUACCUGCUGGACAAGUUGACGCGCCAGCAUGUGUGGCUCAGCCUGUUGGAUAUCAUCCUGGCCUACGCCUACGAGAUCCGCGUCACUGAGGGAGAGCAUAGCGUGGAGUCGCCAUGGAACAUCCGUAAGCUCAGUGGGACCUUGAGCUGGCUGGAGACGUAUCACUCGCUGCAGGACGUGCUGGUGUCGUUUGGCAGGAGAGUGGUGUCCUACCCCCUGUACCGCCACUUCUCCCUGGUCACCGCGGCAGUACGAGACGCCGCACGGAUCUUCCAGGCAGGCAAGGCCUGUGUCCUGAAAUGCCUGUUGGACGUCCACAAGGUCUUCCGAGAGAACGACCCUGCUUACAUCCUCAACGACCUUUACAUCACCGACUACUGCGUCUGGAUCCAGAAAGUCAAGUCCAAGCAUGUAAGCUCUCUGACUGAGCCUCUACAGAAAGCCACUCUGAAGAAGAAAGAUCUGGGAUUGGAUCUGGAGGAGCUGGAGGCGGCGGCAGCACUGGUGGAGAGAGAGGAGGAGGAGGAGGAGGAGGAGGAGGAGGAGGAGGAUGGGUCGUCGAGCGGAGAGGAGUCUGGCAGCAGUGAGAGCAGUGACAGCAGCAGUGACAGCAGCAGCAGCAGCUCCUCAGAGGACAGCGAUGACCGCCAGACUCACGAGGAGCCGCGCGCUCCGUGCGUGCUGGUAAACUCAGGUAGCGUUGCAGGGGAGAAGGAGAACAACCACAGCAGCAGCAGCAGCCGCCGCCUCCAGCAGCCCCAACCGGCGGCUCCAGUGGAGGACCCAGACCUGACCCCAUCCCCAGCCCCCGGCCUUCCCCCCCGCAGGGCAGCAGACGGCGCCGCCCGCACCACCAGCAGCACCACCAGCAGCAGCCCUGCACAGCUGAUCCAGGAACUGGGAGAGCGGCUGGGGGAGGGGUUGCAAAUCUCGCCGGCACGGCCAGAGGGAACGCCCCCCUCACCCUCCUCCUCCUCCUCCACCUCCUCCUCCUCCUUCUCCUCCUCCUUCUCCUGCGUCAGCAGUGUGGAGCAGCGAGAGCGGCAGAGAGUGCGAGCGGGAGAGGGGGAGAGCGCGAGAGGGAGCCAGCCAGUACACACACGCCCGCCGUGCUCCGAGCAGAGGCACGCUCCGCCGGCCGAGGCUGCCAAAGCCGAGAGGACGCUCCCGACAGCCCGUCCGCACAGAAAACCGCUGGUCAUCGUCAAAGCGGAGGAGUUGGACAGCGACGACGAUGAGGACUGUUUACCCGGUCACUGAUGAACUGAAGCUGCAGAGGUUUGUGGGACUCGACACGGUCUUGUCAUCUGUUCUUUGGACUGCACAGCCUCACAUCUUCAGGAUUCUAAUUGACCCCCCUGUAAUUAUGUUGUUGUAACAUGCUCGCGUUUAAUCAAGGUGCACCAGUGCAUCGUGUUAUGUUUUGUGUUUUUUUCCUUUUUCUGUAUUAAACUUGAAAAGACA